CUCCUCAGCUGUGCGCAUCCACGAUCCCGCCUCGUGAGAUUCGAACCUAACACCUAUCAGUCUCGCACGCGAGCUCUUAACCUCAUUAGUUCUAUAAUUUCAUUAAUAAAUUAGAUUGUUUUAAAAAAAAACAAUCACCUAGUUUAAGGUCAUUAAUACCAUACUGACUUAUUGUAUAAUUGAAGUCUUAUCUAUUUCCUUAGAUUUUAAGAAGUGAAAAAGAAAAUUAUGAGACAUAACUAUUCGAUCAACUAUUCCUUAAGGGCUAUUAAUUUAUAAUUAAUCCUUACACAAUAUAUCAGAAUGGUUAACUGUGACCUUAACCUUAAUUAAGAAUUACCUAUUAUUAGUUAUUUAUAUAAACAAGAGAUAAUAAUCAUUUGCAUAUGAUAAUGAAUUUAAAGUACUUCUGUAUAACAUUAUAAGUAAAGAUGAAUAGUUGAUAACAAUGGAAUCUAGAACACGCAUUUCGUCCUAUUUGGAACUCGUCAGUUGGAUGUAUCUUCAUCUCCGAGUUGAUGUUCACUCUGGGAGGGACUCAAACUCACUACCGUUCGCUUCAAACGUCAUCACGUAAUCAACUUAGCUACUGAAUCCUGAUAGACACUUCUGUACUGCAUUUUAAAGAUCCACUAGGAGUAUGAUGUCUAAAAUUAUUCAUAUGAUAUUAUGAAAGGUGACUUACCGCUUUCUAGCUUUACAGUGUUAAUAAUCUGUUAAUUUCCAAAUGCGAUGAAUUUAUAUCUUUCAAUGUUAUAAAUUAUUAUGGUGAUUCACAAGGAUUUUAGGAUUGAAGUGUAGUACAUGGACAAGUUUAAAAUAACCUCAACGAAUUUCCAACUAGUUUUUAGCCUAAUAAAAAGACGGCUAUCAUAAAUGAUAUGAAGAGAGUCAAUCAGAAGUAGCAAAUGGUCAAUCGAUGGCAGGCAGAAGUGAUUCGAAGGUUAAAUACAUUCCAUUGGAGUCAAAAUGUGUCAAUUUCCUUAGGAUAUAUGGAUGAGUAUUUGUGCAUUUUUAUUCGGUAGUCCAAUAUACUUUCUUGUUUACUCUUGUGUUCUAGCUCAUUGGUGGGGUUUGCCCUCAGCAAACUGUAUAUCCGUAACAGUUUUUGAACACCGCACAUCACAACAGUAAAUGGAUAGUUUAUGAAAAAAAGAACAGAUUCAAAUUGAAAUGUGCUUAAAACAAACAAUAUUAAAUUCUCAAUGUAGACCUUCGAAAUCAACUGUGAUAUUAUACAAUGGAUAAUCGUUGAUAUCAUUUAAACAAAAGCAUACAUAGAUAGAUAGUUUUUUUACGAAAUUAUAACGCUAUGGAUACAGACGGUGGACGUUUUGAUUUUAAUGAUGGUGGUACUUAUAUUGGUAAUUGGUAUCAAGGUUCAGCACACGGACUUGGUUUAGCCACAGGACCAAAUGGUGUUGGUGAAUAUUCUGGUGAAUGGAAUUUAGGUUUUGAAACAUGUGGUGUAUAUUUAUGGCCAAAUGGAAAUAUGUACGCUGGUACAUGGAUUAAAGGAAAACGUCAUGGUAAUGGUGUUCAAGUGAGAGGAAAAUGGAUUUAUCAAGGUGAAUUUAAUUCAGGCACUUUUGGUCAGUAUGGAGUUAAAACCUCAACAAAUAGUCAAGCAAAAUAUGAAGGUAGUUGGAGUUUAAAUCGAUUUGAAGGUUUUGGAAUUGAAACAUGCGCUGAUGGAAGUAUUUAUGCUGGUGCUUGGUCGAAAGGAUUUCGUCAUGGUCUAGGUGUACGUAAAUCAUUUAUUAGUUAUAAGACAAAUACAUCGGAUCAUUUACCAAAUACAACCAUGAAUACUGAAACUAUAACAACUACUCCUAUCACAGGAACAACAACAACCAUGGCAACAACAACAACAACACCACCACCACCUAUUUCACAAUUAGAACCUAUACAUGACUUUGAUUUCAAUAAUAAUAAUAUUGAUCAAAUGAGAAAAAUUCACUUGAUUAAUCAAUCACCUAAAUUAAAUGAUAAACAUUAUAGUAGUUCUAUUAUUAAUUUACCAUUAAAAGAAUCUAUUCCAGUGAGUCGUAAAGCUGUCAUUGGUAGAGCUAUUAUGCGACGAUUAAAAAAACAACAUUCUGCUAUUGAAUUAGGACGUUCAAUCAAUACUACUACUCAUACUACUUAUACUACUACUAAUACUACUACUACUACUACUACCACUACUACUAAUACUACUAAUAAUACUAAUCCAUUGACUAAUCUAAAUGAUAUCAUGCCAAAUAAAAAACAAAUACAACAAAAUGAAAUCAAUAAUUCAAUAUCCAAUCAACAAAAUAUUGAUUAUAUUAUUGAUUAUCAAUCAGAUCAUAAUCAUAAUAAUCAAUUGAUUAGUGUAAUAGAAAUCUAUUCAGGAGAAUGGUUUCAAGAUCAACGUUCUGGUUAUGGUAUAGCUGAACGUUCAAAUGGUUUUAUUUAUAUUGGUGAAUGGAUACGUAAUCAAAAACAUGGUUAUGGUAUUAUAAUUAAUCCAAAUGGUACAAAAGAUGAAGGACAAUUUCAUGCAAAUAAUUUAAUACAUAAAAUUAAUCGUAAAAAUAAAUUACAUUUAAUACGUCAAACUAAAUUAAAAGAAUGUGUUGAAGAUGCAUUAAUAAGAGCUGAAUUAGCUGCUAAACAAGCUAAAUUAAUAGCAUUAGAAGAAGCAAAAGAAUAUGCAUUGAAAGCUCGUAAAGCAGCUGAUCUAGCUAUAUCUAUUAUACAGAAAGCAUUACAUUUAUCUAAUCAAGCAAGAGAAUUAGCUUAUCAAUUAGAACCACAAUUUCAUCAACCAGGAAUUGAAUGGAGAAGGAAGUGUCAAUAUGAUAUCAAUGUCAUUGACAACUUGAACGAAGUAAAAUCUCCAAAAUUGUAUUCAUCCAAUUCAAAUUUAAAUAUUUCUACGGGUUGUAUACCGACUUCUUCAAAUUUGCCCAUUCCUCAAUCAUCUUACUCUUCUUCUCCAGCAUUAGUAACAGAUCUAACAUCUCAUUUAUCUGAAUAUCAAACAAGUCAACCACUUAUACAUGAUCGUUUAAAACGACAAUAUCCACAACAACAAUUACAAUCAUAUCCAAUGAUAAAACCUUCUACAAAUUCAUUGACAAAUAUACAAGAUUUAAAACAACAGCGACAGCGACAACAACAACAACAACAACAACAUUCUCAAAAAAGACGUAAAUUCUUUCGUAAAUUCUUAUCACGUGACUCUACACCGAAUUCAAUGGAUCGAGUAGAUGAAUCGACCAUGGAUCUAUUUGAAUGUUUUGCAAAUUUGAAUAAUCCACGUUUACAUCAAUUUGUAAAACCGAUAAUAAGUAGUAAUGGAUUACCGAAAGUUCCAGUGCCACCAACAUCAUCAUCAUCAUCAUUAACACCACCACCAACAAUAACAAUAACAAAAACGGAUCAAUUUAUUCGUCCAUUUUCUGCACCACAUAAAACAUUCAUAAAUGAAACAUUAUCAAAUGUUGAAAAACAUAUUCCAAGUAUAACACGAAGUUAUUCACCUAGUGAUAGAUUAAUAUCACCAUUAAAAGAAGUUUCUAAUGAAGAUGUUGAAUUGAAAGGUAUAUCAAUGGAAAGAAAUAUUGAAAUGUUAACUAAACAAAUGAGUUCAUCAACUGGUGAUAUAAUAGAUAUGUGUAAAACGCCAAUGGAUCCUUAUAUAAAUAGUUUGGUGAAUAAAUCAUCAUAUCAACAAUCAUUGAAUCAUUUAAAAUCUUAUACCAGAUCAUCUAAUUCAUUGAAAACUCCUUCUGAAGAAUAUAUUCAUCAUGUUAAGAAAACAAUUUCCAUAGUAACUUCAUCAAUUACUUUACCUAGUACUUGUAUUUCAUUGAAUCCAUUAACUCAUAUACCAAAAUCUUCUUCUUCCUUAUUGAAUGAUUCAAUAAAUAAAUCAAAAAAUAAAACGGAAAUUUCAUUAAUGAAUCAAUUACAAACAAAUUUAAAACAACAACAAAUUGAAGAAGAAGAAGAAGAAGAGGAAGGAGAAGAAGAAGAGGAAGGAGAAAAAGAAAAAAAAGAAAAAGAAGAAAAAAGAGAAAAGAAAAUUCAAUCAAUAAAAAAAUGUAAAUUAUCACAACAAUUUGUAGUAAAUAAAAUAAACAAUACUACUAAUAAUAGUAAUCAAUUUAUAUCAUCCCAUCAUCCACCUAAAUUAAAUAUGAAUUCAACCCAAGAUUCUGGUUAUUUAUCCAUAGAUCCAAAUGAUACAUAUACAUAUUCCAUUGAAACACUGAAUCAUCCUCAUCCUUCUCAUCCUCUUCCUCCUCAUCCUCCUCCUCCUCCUCCUCCUCAUCAUCAUCAUCAUCAUCAUCAGCAGCAGCAGCAGCAGAAGCAUUCUAUAUCCUAUUAUCCCUUAGAAACUAUGAAAAAGGAAUCAUCUAUAAAUAAGCAAUUAAAUAAGAAUCCCAUAACAACAACAGUAGUAUAUAUAUCACCAUUAUCAUCUUCAUUAAAAUCAUUUAGAAUUAGUGAACCAGAUCAAUUAUUCAGAUUAAAUCAAUCAUCAUAUUAUAUACCUUCAUUAUCAUUAUCACCAAAAGCUAAAAAAUUAAAAAUUAAUCAUAAUAAUAAUCAUGAAAAAAUGCCAAUAAAAUCACAAUUAUUAAAGAAAAGACAAAUGAUAUUAGCCCGACGUAAGCUAUCAAUUAGUCCUAAACAAUUGAAUCGAUCAAAUAGUUCUUAUCAUACUGAAGACUCUAAAAAAUUAAAAUCUCAUUUCAAUCAACAAUACUGGAUACCAUUGAAUGCAGUUAGUAAACAAGAUGAUAAUGAUCUUCAUUUAAGACAAUUAAAAGUAUCUUUACCACAACACCAAUUAUCACCAAAAUGUAUUCAUUCAUAUCAAAUAGAUACUAUUGAUGGAAUAGUACCAGAUGUUGAAAGUAUCAGUGAAAAGUCUGAAUUAAGUUCAGUGACAAUUCAAUCAGCACCUUAUUAUUAUCAUCAUUCAGUAUUGAAUGAAUCUGAUCCUAUUCAACCAGGAGAAUGCUCUACAAAUUUGAAGAAGUUAUAUUUUUUACGAAAUGUAAAUCAGUGGGAUAAUUCAAAUUCAUAUGAUCCUAAUCAAUAUCAAAUGCCAAUAGUUUAUGAUGGACAUGAAGAUAAUGAUGAUAAUGGUGGUGAGAAUGCAUCUCCUGUUAUUCUUGGUCCUACUGAUGACACAGAUGAUGACGAUGAUGUUUAUGAAGGUAGUUCAACUUCAUAUAUACAGUCUGUAGUUCCAAGGGGUCAUCAUCAUUCUCUGGAACGAUAUGAAUCAUCGUUGUUGAAUCAAGGAUUACCUGAAGGUAAACAAAUUACGAUGAAUAAUCAUUCAACACCAUCUCAAACAAGAUCAUACCCAAUAUGUCAUUCAAACUAUUAUCAAAUACCUAUCAGUAAACUAUCGCCUUCAUCUUCUUUCAUACCCAAUGAUCAUAUCUAUCAAACAGAUAAUGAUAUUCAUUCCAUGAAUUGUCAAAGAUUUACAUCUAUUGAAUAUAUGAAACCAUCAAAACGUAUUUUAAAUGGAAUACAAGAUUCCAUUUAUAUAGAUCCCUGUGAAAUGAAUAUGAUCAAACAAACAAAUCUCUUUGAUCAUAAUCGUUAUUUUAUAAAUAGAACAAUUGCUGAUAAUAAACAAUUUCAACCAUCAUAUUCAUCAUCCACUUCAUCAUUGACAUUGUCGUCAUCUUCAUCGACAUCAUCAACAUCGUCGACGUCAUCCUCAUCAUCGACAUUAUCAUCAUUAUCUACACCAACAUUAUCUACAGUAUAUACAAAUUCUAUAUGCCCAAGUAAAUAUGUAACUACACCAUUAACAAAUACAAAUAUAUUAUGGAGUCAAGAAAUGAAUCCAUUUUAUUUAAGAAAUUCAAUAUAUAAAGGAUCAUUAAAACAAUUACCUAAACCUAUUUUACAAUCUACCUAUUCAAAUUAUAUAACACAUAGUUUAACAAAUAAACAAUUUCAAUAUUUUUAUCAUAAUCAAUGCAAAACAUCACCACCACAGCAACUAUCACAACACCACCACCAUUACCACCAGCAACAACCACAGCAACAACAACAACAACGACAGCAACACCAUCAACAACAACAACAACAACAGCAACCACAGCAACACCAGCAGCAACAAUCACAACACCACCCCCAACAACAACAACAACAGCAACAAUCGUUUAUAUCGAAUUGUUCAUUAUUUCCAUUUGAUAUAAGUCAAUCUAAAACGAAAUAUUCUACUAUUCCAUUAGAUAAAACAAUAUUAAUGAAAAAGAGAUUAACUACUGAUAUGGAUGUACAAAAUUUCAUUUUUACAAAUAGUUAUCAUACUUUACUUACUACUACUAAUAGUAGUAGUAAUAAUACUCCUACUAUUAUUGAUAACCAUACUACUAAUACUACUACUACUAUGAGUAGUAUUGAUGAAAAAUGCCUUUGUAAUACAAUACAACCUAAUGAAAUUAAUAUGCAUUCAAUAGAAUCAAAUCUUUUUAACAUUAAAGAAGAUAGAUUAUUGAUGAAUAAACAGCAAUAUCAGUAUCAUCAUCAUCAUCAUCAUCAUCAUGAUCGUCGUCGACGUCGUUGUAUAAGUUGGCCAUAUACUUUAUAUGAAUUUAUACCGGAAUUAUACUUAAAUGAAUAUAAACAUACUACUAUAACUACUAUAAAUAGUAAUAACGAUAACGAAUUAAAACAAAGAAAACUGAAAGAUUCAUUGAAUUCAAAUAGAAAUUAUGUUGAUCAUUUCAUUUCAACAAGAAAAACACCAAACAAAAUAAAUGAGACAUAUUUUUCAUACACUAAUCCAUGGUAUUCUUUAAUGUUAAUGAAUACAGUCAUUUUAAUAUUAGUACUUAUUAUAUCAUUAAUUAAUUGGUUAUGGUAUGAAGAGAAACGAAGGAAAUCGAAUAUACCAUCUUGAAUUAUUCAAGUUCCUAUUGAUGGUGAUGACGGUGACACUGAUGAUGAAGACGGGGAUACUGAUGAUGACGAUGGUGAAAAUGAUGAUGAUGAUGAUGAUUGACAAAGGAUAAAGAAAACAUUUUCUUAUACUCCAUAUCAUUAUUGUAACCAUUAAUAUUAUCAAGAUUUUUAUUCAUUUUCAUAUCAUGUUAACAUAUAGAUAAAAAAAGAGGGAAUAAGACUAUUUCAGGUCGAUCUACUUACAUUGAAGGUGCUCAAAGAAUUCCUGAAGUAUAACGCAAAGCGCACUGUAACGAAAACUAUUUGAUUCCAUUCAUUCUAACUAAAGUAGUUGAUAAAGAAUAUAUAUACACAUAGAUAUUAUACAUCCUUGCUUCAUUCAUUAUUCUUUAAUUGUAUUCUAAUUUGUUUUCUAGACAAUCUUUUAUUAGAUUUAUGAUAAAGAUCUAAUUAUUAUUGUAAAAAAUGUAAAACGUUAACUGAAAAGCUUCAUGUAUUAAUUUUAAUUAUGAAUUACAAGUUAAUUUCAUGUUCUGUUUUUCUGAAACGUUGAUUCACUCCUAAUUAUUUUAUGCAUUUGUAUUUGUCUACUGUAAUUAAAAUAAGUAGUUUAAGUUUAAAAAGUAAAAACAUCGAGGUUAGCUAGUCAAUUAUGAUCAAAUUUAACUUGGUAUUUAUGUUUAAUAGUUCAAGUGAACACACUAUAUGUGCACAGUGAGAUGAAAUUAUUAUGAAAAGUGUCAGAAAAGUAGAGGUGGUAAAAGAAGUUAAGCAUAGGAAGAGGAAAAGAUAAGGUCGUGUAAUAAAGAGGUGUAAGAUUGUUUAAAAACACAAGAUCUUAAGGAAGAGAAAGAAGUAAUACAUUUUGAGAUGGUGGAGAAGAUUUGUA
Molecule: messenger RNA, 7801 nt
Organism: Schistosoma rodhaini
Lineage: Eukaryota; Metazoa; Platyhelminthes; Trematoda; Strigeidida; Schistosomatidae
Source: the annotation of a GenBank genome assembly